GCGGCGCAGCGCAGCGUGCCUGGCAUGUCGACCGACCGACCGACCGACCGAACGAACGCAUCGCACGGCACAACGCGGCGCGAUACACAACACACGGUGACCUGCGUUCGAUAUGUUCCACCGACGAUGCGGCUACCGUGUCACCCUCAGCAACAACAAUUGCACAGCCACGCGGUGCCUCUCCGACGACACUGACGGUCUGGUGUUCAGUGCCGAGCCGCUCCGGGAUGACGAGCUGUUCGAAGUCCUCAUCGACAAAAAGAUCAUAUCGUGGAGUGGCAGCAUAGAAAUUGGAGUAACGGAAUGCGAUCCUGAAGCCUUGGAGAUACCAUCCUGUGCCAUAAGCCUCCGUCAUGGCACCUGGAUUAUGACUAGUUCGGGUAUAGUCCAUGAUGGAGACAGAAUCGUAGAAGUGUAUGGGACAGAUCUUAAUGAUCUGGACGAGGGGAAUACUUUAGGAGUAAUGCGAACGUCCAAGCAUGAGCUGGUAUUCUACAUCAAUGGUAUUUCACAAGGCGUUGCUGUCAACAAUAUACCACAGCGUAUCUUUGCUCUUGUAGAUAUAUAUGGUGAUUGCGUACAAGUCAGCAUAGCUCGCUCCCGACUUGCUGCUUUAUGCAAUGUGUCGAAAGAUGAAGUCGAGAUCAAUAAUGAUUAUGCUGUAGGGGAAACCUCCAGUUCCACGACAACCAAUCUAGUCACUAACUUAAAUGUUAAUCUAAGUGUCAAUGUAAAUGUUAAUUUACCAAAAAAUCCAACUCCUGCCGCUAUAAGAGAGGAUAGAUUAAGGUUUCACGAGAGAGUCGGCUCACUGGUGAAACUCUCCAAUAAUGCCAGAACCGCUGAGAGGCGGAGACCGCUUGAUGAAUUUAAUAAUGGUGUUGUGAUGACUCACAGGCCGCUACGAGAUAACGAACUGUUUGAAAUACGAAUAGACAGAUUAGUGUACAAAUGGUCAGGCAGUAUUGAAGUCGGCGUUACCACUCAUAGUCCUACAGCGCUAGAAUUUCCAGCAACGAUGACCAAUAUGCGUUCAGGCACGACGAUGAUGUCUGGUUGCGGUAUUUUAACAAAUGGCAAAGGCACGCAACGUGAAUACGGCGAGUUCAAUUUAGAUGAAUUGAGGGAAGGAGAUCGUGUGGGUAUGAUUAGGCAAAGUAAUGGAGAUCUUCAUUAUUUAAUAAACGGUUUGGAUCAAGGCGUUGCUGCUAAAGUACCAGCUAGUGUAUGGGGUGUAAUAGACCUUUAUGGAAUGACCGUGAAAGUAACUAUUGUUGAUCGUGACGAAAGGGAAGAACAAAAUUUGGUUACUAGAAGAAAUACAUUACAGCUACAAGGUCUGGAUAGCGAAGAAGCCGGAGAAGAAGAGCUUCCUGAUAGGCUGAUGUUUCAUCCCUGUUGCGGCACACAUGCCGACGUGAUCAAUAAUGGACGUACAGCGCACAGGCCUAAUGCCAUAGAUGAUUUCAAUAACGGUGUAGUAUUAACUUCAAGGCCGUUGAAGCCGAAUGAGCUAUUCGAAGUCAGACUAGACAAAAUUGUGACGAAAUGGGCCGGUUCUAUCGAAAUAGGAGUCACUACGCAUUCCCCGACAGAAUUGGAAUUUCCAUUCACCAUGACGAACGUCAGAUCUGGCACGUGGAUGAUGACAGGUAACGGUGUUAUGCACAAUGGUACCACUAUGAUAGAUCAGUACGGCCAGAAUCUGGAUCGUCUGCAAAUCGGCGAUCGCGUAGGUGUAAUGAGAAAGGAUAAUGCGACCCUGCACUUCUAUGUGAAUGGGGCGGAUCAAGGUGUAGCUGCGAUGAACGUGCCCGAAAAAAUCUAUGGAGUGAUCGACCUUUAUGGACAGGCUGCUCAAGCUACUAUAGUCGACAAUGUAGACUUUUACAGUCCGACUACAAAUAACUCGAGUUUUAGUAAUACGACGUUGUAUAGUGAUCUAAGGUUUCAUCAUGUACACGGUAAUGCACGAAUUACGAAUAACGGAUUAACGGCGUCCAGACCGCGAGCUCUGGGUGAAUUCAACGAAGCUAUUGUGAUUGCGAAUCGUGCGCUACGCGACGGUGAAAUGUUUGAAGUAACAAUAGAUAAAAUGGUUGCCAGAUGGUCCGGUGCUAUAGAAGCAGGAGUCACUGUGAUAAGGCCUGAUGAGUUAGAGUUUCCGUCUACGAUGACAGAUAUCGAUCACGAUACGUGGAUGCUCUCCGGAUCGACAGUGAUGCGCGACGGUGUUAUUUUACGUAAUAAUUACAGUUGUGACUUGGAUAAGUUGAUGGAAGGCAAUCGGAUCGGAAUGAUGCGGUGUUCAGACUCUUCCUUACAUUAUUUUUUGGACGGAGUAGAUCAAGGUCCCGCCUGUACGGGCUUACCACAAAACGUUUAUCCGGUUAUCGACUUGUACGGUCAAUGCGCACAGGUGACGAUCGUGUUGCCUGAACGUAGAGAUCCUCUGACGCAACAAUAUCUGGCAUCCGAGAACAGUAUUAGCCAACAGCCGACCUCAGUAAUUCAGCCCCAAGUGCAAACGGAGAUUCUACACAAAUUCCACGAAUCGGUUGGUCUAAACAUUCAACUGAAUGGUGAUAGAACAGUGGCGACCAGAUGCAGAGAGUACAAUAACGCCGUGUUAUUGAGCGAGGCAGCGCUGGAGAAUAACGAGUUGUUCGAGAUUGCCAUCCAGGAAGUGGCACGUGAGUGGAGCGGUUGCUUGAGGAUAGGUAUCCUGAGUAACGAAACGGGCAAUUGGUUGACGUCAAUGAAUCUCGUACCUGGUAUGACAUCCAUUCCCAGCGAUGCCUGGUACCUAACGGGUAACGAGGUGAGACAUAUGGGUUUCGCACUCGCCUCGAACUACUGUACCAGUCUGGAUUGGUUACGGGUAGGUGAUAAGAUCGGCGUGAAACGCACGCACGAGGGCAACCUCAAGUUCUACGUAAAUGGCGAGGACAUGGGUGUGGCGGCAUCUGACAUACCGGAGAUGGUGUACGCGGUAAUCGAGCUCUUUGGUAGUACCGUGGCCGUGAACAUUACUAGCAGCAGGCAGCAAAAUCCUGCUGCUAUAUCCCCUAAUGCUAGUUUGAGGCUGCAGGAUUCAUUGGAACUCCUGUUAGAUCCGGUGCCACCAAGAAACGACGCGGGAAUGGAUACAUCCAUUGAUGUCUCUGAAGGAAAGCUCAUUAAUGAAGUGACACUCACGCCGACACAAGCCGUUGUCACUGGUCUGACCACUAACGAUGGAGACUGGAAUUACGAAUUUCACGAGAACCAUGGCAGAAACAUUCAGCUUGAAACGAAAACGAUCGCCAAACGAGUGGCCAGUUACAACCAAGGUGUAGUGAUGUCUAGUCGUCCAUUAAUAAAGGGCAAGCCGUUCCAAGUUAGAAGAAAGUUAAAUGAACGUUGGGUAUCUAAUAUACUCUGUGGUGUUUCUUGCAUAUCGCCGGAGAAACAAACAAGCUUUCCGUUAACCGCGCUCGGUUUUAAGAGGCACUCGUGGAUCAUCUGCAGUGACUGGAUAUUUCAUAAUGGCACGAGAGUGAAGACGAGGUACGGCGCUGGCUUGGAAAAUCUUCAAUGCAACUCCAUUGUAGGUUUGCUGAUUGAUGAAGACAAUCGACUACAUUUAUUCAUCAACAACGUGGAUCAAGGAGUAGCCGCGACCGAUCUACCACCGUAUAUUUUUGCUGUGAUUGAUCUGUACGGACAGUGCGAGCAAGUAUCCAUUGCAGGGAUCAACGAAGAGUCCUCUUACACGAACGUUGCCAUUGACAAUGCACUCGCGGCUCCUAUCGAGUGUGCGAACGUGGAAGUAGAGGAUGUGGAAAAUUCGCGCGAGAAAGCCGAUCUGGAGUGUCACGAAAAGGAAAACGCAAUGGCAACUACCUCAUCGGAUCUCUCACCAUCCUCGACAUCACCAAGUGUACCGAGUCAAUGCAGUUCGAACCCUAGGGAUGAUAACAUUGAAGCCGAAUACUCGUCUUUUGGUAACAACAAUAGUACAACUCUGGCGAAUAAUAGUGUAAGCACCAAAACGGCGUCGGGUAUUGAUAGUAACAAUUCGGAUUCAGGCUCGGAGUUGAGCAAUGAUGCGCGAAGCGUCAAGAACAGAGUUUAUCUAGACAACGUCGUACCACCGACAUUGAAUAAGCAACCUGAAAACAACUCGAGCGAGUCGAAUCUUGACGCGGGAAGUCGCGCGCUGUGUACAAACGUAGAGAUAAACAACGCGACUAAUAUUAAUAUACAAAAAGGUAUGGUCGCCAGUGCGAGUAACAUGACCAGCCUGAACGCAGCGAUUACCGCGACGAACGCCAACAACGCGAUUAACGAAAGUAUAGCGUCCAAUAGUCAAGUCAAUAUUGUAAGCAGCGCUCAAUGCAAUUUGUCGGAUCUUCCCAACAACGCCUGCUCUGGCUUUCAUGAGUCGCGGUCCUAUGGGAACCGAGACAACGCCGCGUCAAUCCGUGACAACUCCUUCAACGGGAACAUACUUCCGAGCCAGAAUACGACGGCUAAUCAACGGGACGUGUACAACGCGUCCUCGAUACCAUUAAUGCCGUCAUCGUUACCGUCCACUCCACUCGGGUCCACUGUCGUCGCAUUAUCUAGGAAAUGCGAUUACUUGAGAGCGUGUAUGCAGCUAAAGAAAUCACUCGUUUUACCGGAUGAAUUUUUUUCCACGGACGAGAUACUAUGCUACUGCAGUGUGUGUUACAAAGUGGACGGCGACAAUGCGAUCUGCAAGAAGGGCGAGCCGCCGGCGGAAUUCGCGAUACCAGUUGGUUGGGCCAGGUUCCCGCUGAAGCAGAGCAUCAAUGCUAAUCAGAUUCCGCAGAACACAACGGACAAGUGGCAUGUUGCAUUUUAUGGUAUACGUCUGGACGCAAUAAGAUUGAUCCUGGAUAGAGGAGAGCUAAUGACCAAAGAACAACUGGACGUCAGUAAUUUGACGGCGGGUACAAAGAGUGAAGAUCAAAAUCCUCAGGUAUCGUUUUCACCCAGUAUAAAGUACGCAGCGUCUGAUGAAUUUACGAGAAAGUACCCAUAUAUCGAUACUCAAUCGAAUAAAAAACUGAACGCAUCGACCGCGUUUCAAUUGCUGGUGAGACCUGGCUCAUAUACAAUUAGUCCUAGCGAUAAGGACAGUACCGAUCUCCAUUGCGAGUCCAGCAAGUGGGCCACCAAAGAAGCCGGCGCCACGGUAAUCGUCGCCCUGCUCGUUCAUCUGGAUGGAUUUUAACCCGUUCGUUUCUAAAAGUAUUUCUCAUGAACUUGCGUUUCUUCCGUUUCACAUCACCCACAUCGAACUGUUUGUAUAUAUAAUGUGCCGUUAACAUGAUUGUGGUAAGAGAUUUUUCGAGAUUAAUAUUUCAAUUCCGUCAAAGUCACGCUGUAUAUUUAUGUUAGAUUCUCUAGUAAGUUCCCUCAUGUGCGUUUAGCCGUUGAAGGAUUUCAUCAAAAACAUUAUGUAUUAGAGAAUAAUUAAGAUUUUAAUUAUCUCUUAACGUUUAACGCUUAAUGUGUACAGUAUAAAUGAUUGUUUAAUAGAUACGUUUAUUUAUAUUUAGGAUCUAAGAAAAGAUUCGUUGUAGAUUUGCUGGGCACAGCUAUGACAAUUUUGUGACGCACUGUAAAAGACUUAAUUAGUAUAACAUAAGUUUUAAACGUUUCGUCACGUGUCACAUAUACGUCGCUAGACUGGCCUAGGUUAAUGCUCACGAGAACAAAUAAUGUAUGAAGUACGCUGUAUAAUCGCGGUAAUGAUAUUCACCGUUUGAGAGAAGAGAAUACAGUAUUUUUGACGCCCGCGCUUCACGCCUAAUCGAUAUACCAAAUCUCUAUUGUACCGCAUUAGUAAGUAAAUUCUCAAGACACAAUACAAUUUUUUUAACGCACUCUUCUGCAGCAUAUUCGAUAGGAAUCGUGUAAUAUGUCUAUGUUGUAGAAAUAAAUUAUGCAACUGCGACUCGCAUUGCCAACACU
Messenger RNA from Pogonomyrmex barbatus (red harvester ant), 5985 nucleotides. It is a transcript of the gene Neurl4, whose product is annotated as neuralized E3 ubiquitin protein ligase 4. The record is from RefSeq and is a predicted model, not a curated record. NCBI's taxonomy places the organism in Eukaryota, Metazoa, Arthropoda, Insecta, Hymenoptera, Formicidae. Gene Ontology annotation, molecular function: ubiquitin protein ligase activity.